This is a messenger RNA of Leptinotarsa decemlineata (Colorado potato beetle), 1312 nucleotides long. RefSeq lists its product as uncharacterized. The record is from RefSeq and is a predicted model, not a curated record. Gene Ontology annotation, molecular function: protein binding. Lineage: Eukaryota; Metazoa; Arthropoda; Insecta; Coleoptera; Chrysomelidae.
AAUUAGGCAGUUUGCUGCCAAGUAGAUGUGCGCUGGCGCUAUUUUUUCUACGAACAGCCAUGUUUACGACUCUACUGCCAUCCUGUCCACCCGAAUGUAUUUGCCUUUCUCAGACACAGGUGCUGUGCAACUCCGGCGGCCUCCGAGAAAUCCCCAAGAAGCUCCUGCCGUCCACUGUCGAACAUCUCUCUUUCACCCGCAACCACUUCCCUCUGAUCAAGAGCGACUCGUUCGCCGGUCUGCGAUACUUGCGAAAGCUCUCGUUAGACGGUAACAACAUAUCCAUCAUCAAACCCUUCGCCUUUCGAGGGCUGCCCCGCCUCCGUGAAUUAUCCAUCCAACAAACUCCUCUAGCGACGGUCGCCCAAUUUGCUUUCGCUGGCCUCCAGAAUAUCAGCUCCAUCUAUCUUAGCCACAACAAGAUUAGGCAGGUCGAGGCCUACGCGUUCGCGGGCACUUCCAAUCUGAAAUUGUUGGUUUUGUCUAACAACCCCAUUUAUAAGCUCGAUAGUCAUGCCUUCAGUGGAUUGAACGGGGUGGAAAGGUUGACAUUUCCAUCAGGAAUAAGACUGAUUGAACCAGAUGCCUUCGAUGGUCUGGACACUAUAGGAUACAUCAAGUUAGCCUUCAUGGACCUUCGCGGCCUCAGUACGGGCAUUUUCCGCGGCCUUACCAACGUGGGGGUCCUAUCUAUCCAAGAAUCUGACUUGGGAGUCAUAGACGGCUCAGCUUUCAAUGGCAUGACCUUCAUCAAGACUCUCAACAUCCUAAACAACAAGAUCGACGCCAUAGAGUACCUGAAUCUCACCCAAGAACAACAUAUCGGCCAUCUGAAACUACAAGGUAACCAUAUCUUAGAGAUACCCAAAACGGAAACACUACUUAUAGAGGUGGAGAAACUGACUGUGAUAUCCAACCAUUUUCCGUGCAACUGCCAUAUCCAUUCUCUGCUCGAAGGUCCUUUGAUGAAUGGAAGUGUUUCGGAGUUCAUAAGUAGAAACUUUUGCAUUUCUCCUCUAGAAGUGAACGGGUUACCUAUGAACAGUUUAGACAUCGAUGCGAUAGGUAGGUGCGAAGAGGAAGUUACAAGAGGCAAUCUAGAAGCCUCCAAGGAGUCGAUCAAUAACUCCAACAAGUACAAUAACAAACUUUUGACUUGCUUGUGUUUGGCGGUAGCGACGGUGGUUGCAAGGUGAAACUAUUGAAGAUAAUAGUGAAAUAGACUCAAACAAUGUCGAUGGUAAUCAAGGAAGCAUUUAUUGGUUAUGUAAAUUUUGUAAAUAAUAUGUUAAUUGUACAUAUCGGAACGUUU